Molecule: messenger RNA, 1744 nt
Organism: Trifolium pratense (red clover)
Lineage: Eukaryota; Viridiplantae; Streptophyta; Magnoliopsida; Fabales; Fabaceae
Product: 2-oxoisovalerate dehydrogenase subunit alpha 1, mitochondrial-like
Exons: 9
Coding region: 234-1649 (471 amino acids)
Biological process (GO): branched-chain amino acid catabolic process
Molecular function (GO): oxidoreductase activity, acting on the aldehyde or oxo group of donors, disulfide as acceptor
Source: RefSeq, a predicted model, not a curated record
CGGACACCUAUCUUAGAAAGAAAAGGUUUUCUAUAGACUCACGACACAUCUCCACGUCCUUGCUGUCACUGAGACAACCUACUAAGAUAAGCAGACAUAAUGGGGAGUACUAUAGAGCUUGUCUUUUUCACCCAUCUAUCCCAUUCUCAAUCUCAUCAUCAUUAAUAUCUUCAUUUCUUCUAUCUAGUUUCUUCAUUUCUCUGUGAUUAUUUGUUCAUUGUUCAAUCAUAUAUAUGUUGAUGGCAGCUGCUUUGUUAUUUAAAAGGUCUAGGAGCUUAGUUCAGAAUAAGGUAUCCUUGUUGUUAGGAAUAGGAGGAUCAAGAUCAACAACAACUCCGCCACCAUUGAUUAACCAUCAUCGGUUUCGAUAUUCUUCUUCUCAGCCAUUUGUUGCAUCAUCAACGCGUUAUGAAUCCAGCAAAGCACAGGCACAGUUGGAAGAUUUUCAGCAACAUGAUGAUCAGGUCAUUGAUUUUCCUGGAGGAAAAGUUGCAUUCACUUCUGAAAUGAGAUUCAUUUCUGAUACAUCUCACAAGAGGGUUCCGUGCUAUCGAGUCCUUGAUGACAAUGGUGAACUCAUGACACACACCAAUCAUGUUCAGGUUAGCAAAGAAUUGGCUGUGAGGAUGUAUUCUGAGAUGGUCACUCUUCAAACAAUGGACAGCAUAUUCUAUGAGGUGCAGAGGCAAGGAAGAAUUUCCUUCUACCUCACCUCGAUGGGAGAAGAAGCUGUUAACAUUGCAUCAGCAGCUGCGCUUUCUUCUGAUGAUAUUAUCUUGCCUCAGUACCGGGAGCCUGGAGUUCUGUUAUGGCGUGGUUUUACGCUGCAACAAAUUGCUCAUCAAUGCUUUGGAAACACAAAUGAUUUAGGUAAAGGAAGGCAAAUGCCUAUACACUACGGCUCUAACAAGCACAAUUACUUCACAGUCUCAUCUCCCAUUGCAACACAACUUCCUCAAGCUGUAGGCGCUGCUUAUUCGCUUAAAAUGGAUGGCAAAAAUGCAUGUGCGGUCACUUUUUGUGGGGAUGGUGCUACUAGUGAGGGAGAUUUUCAUGCUGGUAUGAAUUUUGCAGCAGUAAUGGAAGCACCAGUUAUUUUUAUCAUUCGUAACAAUGGAUGGGCUAUCAGUACCCCUGUCGAAGACCAAUUUCGGAGUGAUGGUAUUGUGGUGAAAGGUCAAGCUUAUGGCAUAUGGAGUAUAAGAGUAGAUGGAAAUGAUGCUCUUGCUGUUUAUAGUGCAGUUCAUACUGCACGCGAAAUUGCUAUAAAAGAACAAAGACCAGUUUUAAUUGAGGCUCUCAGUUAUAGAGUAGGACACCACUCUACAUCCGAUGAUUCGACCAAGUACCGACCAAUUGAUGAGAUUGAAUAUUGGAAAAUGGAAAGAAGUCCUGUGAAUAGAUUCAAAAGAUGGGUGGAAAGGAAUGGUUGGUGGAGUGACAAGGAUGAAUUAGAGCUUAGAAGCAGUGUCAGGAAGCAGUUAAUGCAUGCGAUUCAAGUGGCUGAGAAAGCACAAAAACCUCCACUUGAGGACUUAUUUACUGAUGUAUAUGACCAACUUUCAUCAAACCUUGAGGAGCAAGAAAAACUACUUAGAAAAGCCAUUGAGAAGCAUCCCAAAGAUUACCCUUCUGAUGUUCCUUUGUAGAUAUAUUGCUAAUUAAAAUAACCAUUCACUGUCAGAAUGUAAAAUAAAGUUGGCAGUUACAUUGCAUAUUCUUCUGAUUUAUUUUUAUUUCAACA